AGCGCCACCGCGUCUACUACAACACACUACUCGAAAAACCUACAACGCUGCUGCUGCUGCUCCUGCCGCUGGUGUUGCUGCUGCUGCUGUUGUUGCCGCCGUACACUCGCUCACUCACUCACACGCACGCAGUCCGUAGUGUCGGCCAGACUCUCGGUUAUUAUUUGUUUGUUUGUUUUUCCGUUUUUAAGGCUAUUAUUUAUUAUUAUUAUUAUUAUUAUUAUUUAUAUUUAAAGUAAUUAUAAUAAUAAUACUAACAACAACAGCAUAAAACCGCUGUUUUAUCGUUUUUUAUUUUCCGUUUUUGUACGUCGUCGUCGUCGCUCGCCGUCUCGUUCAUCGUGUGUCGUUUCGGUUGAUAUAUAAUAUAAUUUUGUUAUUAUAUUUUAUAUAAAUUAUAUUUAUCGUAUUCCGAUUGUUGUAAUUAUCAUACGACAAUACGGUACACGCGUUGUUGUUUUUUCUACGUGAUAUAGACUAUAUUAAAAUACUGUUGCGUUUUGUUCGCACAAUUCAAACCGUCGCGAUUGCGUUAUAAUUCGCAUCAAAAUAUUAUAUUUUUAUAAUAUCGUUUCGUAACGUGUAACAUCGCAGUGUUAAUCGACAAGAUGGCCCACGGCGCUCCGGACGAACCCGUUGGCAAGGUGGAAGAGAAGCGGCCCAAGGCGCCAGUCGGAUCCAGAAGGAUAUUUCCGCCACAGUUCAAGUUGCAGGUGUUGGAUUCAUAUCGACAAGACUCCGAUUGUCAAGGGAACCAACGUGCCACGGCCCGUAAGUACGGUAUUCACCGCCGUCAGAUACAGAAAUGGUUGCAGACAGAGAACAGCUUGCGGUUGGCCGUGCAACAAGCUUCCGGUGCUCCGAAACCCCCCAAAAUUGCUACUGCUUCUGCUACUGCAACAGCAGUUGCUGUUGCUGCGGCCAUUGCGGAUACUACAUCGGGUUCAGACAGUGAUGUUAAUGUUGAAGACUUAUCCGACACUGAAGACUCAGCUCUGGAUUUGUCUACUACUUGCUUAGAUUUGACCAAGCGCAAACGCGAAGAAGAGGAUCUCGAUCCAUGCAAAAGGCGAUCUUUGGCUCCAGUCACGUCAAAUGAACGACCCUUAUAUGUCAGCCCCAUCAGAUAUCCUUACGUCGAUUAUCCCCUGUUCUACUGUUGGCCGCCGUGUUGUUACAGGCCACCGUGCUAUGUUGAGCGACCUGUACCCCAAAGACUGACUUGUUCCUUAGAUUUGAAGGUGUGCACUUAUGAACAAAAGGAACCUUCCCUUUUGGACAUAUCGUACCCUCAACAUUGGAACAAACAGGACUACAGGUUUCCAAGUUCAGUAUAAAUACCUAUGUGUUCCCAUGGGUUACGCUUGUUAUUCUUGCACUGUAAGUAUCAAUAAAUAUGAAAAAAAUUUCAAAUGAUCUUUGUAACUGUUUGAAUUGAAUUGAAAGAAAGGAUAUUUGAAGUGUUAUUUAAUAUUAGUACCAUUUUAUUGAAAUUUUUAUUUUAACAUCAAUAUCUUUGAUACCUACAAUGGUACAGGGAAUUGAAAUUAUAUAAAUGGUUGAAAAGAAAAAAAUGUAUUUAUAUUUUUAUAUAUUAUAUUAUGAAUAUGAUUCUACUAUUUUUUUCAAUUCAAUUUAUAAGAAAUAUAUUUAAAAAUUACAACUAAAAUAUUGUACAGAUUCACUCUGUAUUGUAGUAUGUUCUAUAAUUGUUAAGGCAUAUUAUACCAUAUCAAUUAAGAAUGUAUUGUUUGAAGUUUAGAACACUUAAGAUAUGUAUUUUAACUACUUAAAUAGUAUAGGAUUGGAGCAAAAAGUUAUUUAUUAACCAUAUAAAACUUUGCAAUAAACCAUUUUCAAAAGACUUGAUAUUAUAAAUUAUUUUAAAUUAUUAAAGAUUCAUUCAUUUUAAAUUUGAUAUUUUUAAUUUAUAUUACAAAAUUAUAUAAUUAUUCUAAAAAAAUUGAAAUAUAUAUAUAUAUAUAUAUAUAAAUAAAUAAAUUUGAGUAUAAUAUUAACAUGUUAAGAUUUAUUUGUUAGAGUUCCUAUAUUAAGGCUAGAUGUAUCAAAUAAAGCUUUUGAAUUCAUUUGAAAUGGCUCAAUGGAGCAAUUAAUAUAUGUGCCAAAAAAUUAAGUUCAAAAAAAUUGCUCAAAAUUUGUUUGUCUUCCGUAAACUACAAUUUUUUUUUUUUUUUGGUGCUGUCAGGUUUUUCUGUAUUACGUGCCUUAUAAUAAUAUGUUGUCAAUAAAAAAAAAUAUAU
This is a messenger RNA of Myzus persicae (green peach aphid), 2261 nucleotides long. RefSeq lists its product as uncharacterized. The transcript is spliced from 2 exons. The coding region runs from base 609 to 1337 and encodes 242 amino acids. NCBI's taxonomy places the organism in Eukaryota, Metazoa, Arthropoda, Insecta, Hemiptera, Aphididae. The record is from RefSeq and is a predicted model, not a curated record.